Messenger RNA from Lachancea dasiensis, 894 nucleotides. The record is from the annotation of a GenBank genome assembly. Lineage: Eukaryota; Fungi; Ascomycota; Saccharomycetes; Saccharomycetales; Saccharomycetaceae.
AUGCCAUCGAUCGCAGUGGUACUAAGCUGUCUCCGAGAGACGAGUCUUAAUAAGCUGAAAGAUCUGAUUACUGAGCUUUUGCCGGUUUUGGCUUGUGAUGGCUCAUCGUUGGAUGUUAUCCUUACGGAGGAAAUAGCCAAUUCUGAUGACCUUGACUACAAGUUAGGGGUUCUGUAUAGUAAUAUCCGCGAAGUACUACUUGCGGAAAACCUUCACGAAACUCCUGUGGAUAUCCUGUUCAAUCAGCGUCCUCAAUGGCUAAGAGAGCGAUGCUGGGACAUUGUCAUCAAUAGCGGUGAGCUCUGGACUGAAACCCGGAAUCUCCAGUACAGUGAACUCAAGAUCGUCAAUCUUAGCCCAUCAGAUUGUAGUAGAGGGUGCAUACUUGGAGACUCGAACCUUUGCUCAACGACAGCCGAUGAGGAACACUACGAGGUGAGCGCGCUUGGUGGCACAUUUGACCAUCUACAUGACGGACACAAAAUACUUUUAAGUGUUGCUGUUUAUCUCACUUCCCAAAAACUCAUCGUAGGAAUAACAGAUCGAGAACUUCUGCAAAACAAGAAAUAUGCGGAAUUUCUGGAGUCUUUUGAAAUGCGGUGUCAAAACGUACGCAAAUUCGUCACCAGAAUGAAACCAACGCUUCAGUUGGACUUGGUUCCACUAAGAGAUGUGUGCGGACCCACUGGGGCUGUUCCUGAAAUCCAGAGCCUCAUAGUGAGUCGAGAAACGGAAUCUGGUGGGAAAUUUGUUAAUUCUGUUCGCAAAGAGAAAGGGUUGUCAACUUUGAAGAUCCAUGCCGUCAACGUCCUCGGUGGACAGGAAGAUGACGGCUGGAAGGAGAAAAUAAGCAGCACCGAGCUUCGCAAGCGCAAGAAAAGGACAGAAGAGUGA